Chanos chanos (milkfish) is the source of this 2246-nucleotide messenger RNA. Its product is annotated as PRELI domain-containing protein 1, mitochondrial-like. The transcript has 7 exons. Lineage: Eukaryota; Metazoa; Chordata; Actinopteri; Gonorynchiformes; Chanidae. Bases 259 to 915 code for a protein of 218 amino acids. The record is from RefSeq and is a predicted model, not a curated record. Gene Ontology annotation, cellular component: mitochondrial intermembrane space.
GCUAUGCUAAUAAGUGUGGCUGCAACUUAUUGGAAAAAUUUACAUUUCCACCUUUAAAGAAGCCACCUAAUAUUUGCAGAUGUGGUGAGAAGGAUUUUCGGAUCAGGAAAUCAGAUCGUCUGCAGUUGAACUGAAAAGUUUGAGAAGAAGUGAAAGCGUCCUAGUUAACGUUUCCCAUGGUAACGAGCAUGUAAUGGAGCAGAUACCUCUUUGAUACAGCCCAGCCUUGAAUCUGAUCUACACUCUAAAGUUGAAAGAAUGGUGAAAUAUUUUUUCAACGAAACAGACAUUAAAAGCAAGUGGGACCAUGUUUUCUCUGCGUUUUGGCAGAGGUACCCCAAUCCAUUCAGCACUCAUGUUCUCACGGAGGACGUGGUUUUUCGCAAGGUAACCGAGGACCAUCAGCUCGUCACCAGGCGCCUCCUCACCAAGACCAACCGGCUUCCGCGAUGGGCGGAACGAUUUUUCCCCACCAACCUCUCUCGCUCCGUCUACAUCCUCGAAGACUCCGUCGUGGACCCCAUCAACAAGAGACUCACCACAUACACAUGGAAUCUAAACCAUACAACUCUGAUGACGGUGCGGGAACGCUGCGUAUUCCAAGAGUCGGAAAACCGGCCGGCGUGGACGGAGCUGAAACGAGAGGCCUGGAUCUCCUCCGGGGUUUACGGCUUUUCCAGACCCAUCCAGGAGUUUGGGUUGGCGCGCUUUAAAAGCAAUCAGGCCAAAGCCAUGAAGGGAUUGGAGUAUGCACUAGCCAACUUACACGGAGAUGGCCAGCCGUGGCACCUCAGGGACUCGGUGAAGGAUGCAUCUGAGAAGGCAAAAGAGACGGUUCUGGCUGCGUCAGAGAAAGCCAAGCACCUGGCCUCGGCCGCCGCGGCCAGCCCGCAGAAACCCAGCCAGUACGUGUGACGGGCACGCCGCCGCCGUCGAGGGGCGGCACCUACGCCCCCUCUCUCUGACUGGAGCCUUACCGGGAUCAAGCCCCUCUGUUAUUGCGUGUACCCUGGCUUUGUCUACCGUGUCUUACUUCUCUCGCUCUCUCUCUCUCUCUCUCUCUCUCUUUCUUUCUCUUUUGUUUUUCCUCUCUGUAACGUCAUUCUCUCAGGUAAUGUAUCUAUGUGCAGCAACUGGUAGGACAGCUGUAUAUGUUUACAUUUUUUGGCUCUUUCUGCUGCAGGCAUGGGGCCCUGAGGACUAAUCACGCACAGACAGAACGCAUUGUAAAGUUGAAAUACUGAUUGGGGGAAUAAAAUGUAUAUUAAGCUACUUAGUAAAUUCAUGCCGGGGGGAGAAAGCUGGAAUUUGAACUAUAUGCAAGUGAUCUGCACGUUUGUGAAUGAGGUUCACGAAUGGAUAGGGAAUGGAUUUUUUUUUUUUUGGUGACAUUCAUGUCUGACUUGACAUUUCAGAUGACCUUCUGCAUUCCUUUCUUAUGGAAUCUGCUACCAAACACACGCUUUAAACACUUAAUUUUACGCUUUCAGUGGCUCUUUCAGUGAUAGGCUUUAUUGUUAUGGUUUAUUAUUAGAGUGUAAUUGAAAUGAGUUCAAUUCAGUGUUGCCUCAAAUGUUCAUAGUAUUGUACUUUUAAAUUAUGACAUAGCAAGAGUUGUGUCUGAAAUAAAUGUUUUGGACGCACAAGUUAGACAACAGCUUAGAACAAAUACCAUUCAACUGCCUUAAAUGUGUAUUAGAGGUACGUGCAUUGCUUUAAGGUGGUAGAUCCUUGGUGAACACAACGUGACAAAGCAAAAUGUUCAUUUAGUGUGUUAUUCAUAAUGUAUUGUGAAGUACCCAAAUAUUUGUGUCUCUCGGAUGGGGAAUCCUUUGUAGUGCGUAAUGGAAUAUUCUUACUUGGGACUUCAGUUAAGCUCCUGGACUGACUGGCGGCUCUCUGAGCAGAGAUGGGUACACGUAUCCAGUUAUCCGUUCCCAAAGCUGUACUCAAACUUAACCAGAACGAUCUCUCGCAAGAACACCUGUUGAUGUGGCCCGGAGGGUGUUCAAAUCAAGUUUUAUUUAAAUAGCUGCUUAGUCCCGUGUUCAUUAUGUUUUUACUUUUUUUUUUUUCUGCUGGCCUGUACAGUUUCUUUCAAAGUUCAGGAUGAAUCAGGUAGACGCAGACCGCUGCUCAAUUUCACAUCACUCAAAACGAUAUAGAAAAGCACAAACCUGCUGUUACGCUGUCUCAUCCUCCUAGAAGAACUCAUGUCAAUAAAAAGAAAUGUCUAUUUCACUGUC